AUGGGCCGAAACAAUUCGACAUCUUCAACCAUGGUGUUGUUGAACUUAUCUUUAUGCUUAGCCAUUUCCACAGCCAUGUCUGCGAACGUUCCACCGUCAACGAGCGCCCCAGAAGUCGCAUCGGACAUCCGAGUGCAAUGCAACAACGACGACAUCGUCGUCAGCUUCGCCACCCCCUCGGGCCGAUUCAACGGCAUGAUCUACCCGAGGGGGCUGUCGAAGAACAGCACCUGCAUGGGCGAAUGGAUCCAGAAGGAAUCGCCCGUCGAGUACACGCUGCCUCUCAGAGGCUGCAACACCAUGAGCACCGAUCUGGACGACGGAGCCAUCGAAUAUUACAACACUAUAGUAGUUCAACCUCAUCUGAAGCUAGUAACCAACCAAGGCAGAGGAUUCCACAUCAGGUGCAGAUACAACACCAGAAACAACACCGUCACGAACGAUUCGCUUAAAGUCGAUUUAAUGGCUGCGGAUCCCAUAACAGCUCUCUCCCCAAUGCCCGGCUGCAGCAUGAGGAUAUUCUCCGGGGACGUUUCCCGCAAAGAAGUGGCGGAAAACGUGAAAAUCGGCGACCCGCUCACCCUCGUGGUGACCUUAGACAAGCAAGACACCUACGGCAUCAAGGUGACCGAUUGCUUGGUGAGAGACGGCUUGGGCUGGGGCGAGCAGAAGCUGAUCAACGACGACGGCUGUCCCACCGACUCCGAGAUCAUGGGGAUGUUCCAGUAUUCCGACGACCAGGCGAAGGCUUCGGUGCAGUUCCAAGCGCACAAAUUCCCUUACACCGCUUCGGUUUACUAUCAGUGCAACGUUAAGCUCUGCUUGAAGGCGGACGGCAGCUGCGAUGUGACGCCGGUUUGUUGGGGUAAUCGAGUGCGUAGGCAAGCAAACUCGGGGGAUUCCUCCGAAGGUACGCCGGCUACAAUUGAAGUGUUCAGCGGUCUCUACGUGAACGAAGCCAAUGAUUUAGCCAAGGCGGAAGAAGUUGACAAUUCCGUUUUUAGUGAAAAGACUUCGGACAGCAUCUGCAUAUCCCAGAAGAGCUUCGCGAUAGGAAUAUGCAUAGCGGGGCUUAUCCUGAUGCUGUGCGUGGUGGCGGCCAUUUUGUGGCUGUUGGCUAAGAGGAGGAAGAAGACCACGUCGCAUUCCAACAGCUCUAUUUACAGCGGUCCUUAUACUAACACUGCUUACAGCCAUACUAGUUAA
Messenger RNA from Phyllotreta striolata, 1206 nucleotides. The record is from the annotation of a GenBank genome assembly. Lineage: Eukaryota; Metazoa; Arthropoda; Insecta; Coleoptera; Chrysomelidae.